AAUCUCACUCUGCAUCUCUUCUGCUCAUCCUCAGCAUCACAUCAUUUUACAACUAACAGGACCAUGUCUGUGUAUCGGCAAACAACAUACUCUGUUGGAGGAAGCAAGAAAGGCUUCAGUGCCGCUUCUGCUGUUGCACCUGGGGCAAACCGAAGCAACUUCAGCACACUCUCUGUCAGUCGUUCAGGCGGUGGAGGUGCAGGCUCUGGCCGUGUUAGCUUUGGUGGCUUUGGCAGCAGAAGUCUCCAGAAUCAAGGGGCAAGCAAUAGAAUUUCCAUCGGUUCACAGUCCCGUUAUGGAUAUGGUUCAGGAGCCGGUAGUGGAGCAGGAUAUGGUGGAGGACUAGGAUCUGGAUUUGGUGGAGGUCAAGGAUUUGGAUUUGGUGGUGGGCAAGGAUUUGGUGGUGGUGGUGCUGGUUUUCCAGUGUGCCCACCUGGAGGUAUCCAAGAAGUUACUAUUAAUCAUAGUCUUUUAGCACCACUCAAUCUGUCAUUUGACCCAGCCAUUCAGAGAGUGAGAACAGAAGAAAGAGAGCAAAUUAAGACCCUUAACAACAAGUUUGCCUCCUUCAUUGACAAGGUCCGGUUCUUAGAACAACAGAACAAAGUACUGGAAACAAAAUGGAGUCUUUUGCAAGAGCAGGGUGUGAAAACAGUUAAAAACAACAUGGAACCUCUAUUUGAAUCCUACAUUAAUACUUUGCGGAGACAACUAGAUGGUCUAUUAAAUGAUAAAUCUCGUUUAGAUUCAGAACUCAGACACAUGCAGGAUACUGUAGAGGAAUUCAAGAACAAGUAUGAAGAAGAAAUUAACAAGCGCACAGGAGCAGAGAAUGAAUUUGUUGUGCUUAAAAAGGAUGUUGAUGCUGCAUACAUGAACAAGGUAGAGCUAGAGAGCAAGGUGGAUGCUCUGACAGAUGAGAUCAACUUCCUGAGAACUCUCUACUGCAUGGAGCUUGAACAGAUGCAGGCACAGAUCACCGAUACUUCAGUUGUUCUGUCUAUGGACAACAACAGGUCACUAGACCUGAACAGUAUCAUCGCUGAGGUGAAGUCUCAGUAUGAAGACAUUGCCAACAGAAGUCGGGCAGAAGCAGAAUCCUGGUAUCAAUCAAAAUAUGAAGAGCUACAGGUUUCGGCUGGAAGACAUGGUGAUGAUCUUAGAAACACAAAGGCUGAAAUCUCAGAGUUAAACAGAAUGAUUAACAGACUGCGCUCUGAAAUUGACAAUGUGAAAAAACAAUGUGCCAAAUUGCAGAGUGCUAUUGCUGAAGCAGAAGAACGUGGAGAGCUUGCAGUAAAAGAUGCCAAGCAAAAGUUGAAUGAGUUGGAAGAAGCUCUACAGAAGGCCAAGCAGGACAUGGCUCGCCAAUUGAAAGAGUAUCAGGAGCUGAUGAAUGUGAAACUUGCUCUUGAUAUUGAGAUUGCCACCUACAGAAAAUUGCUAGAAGGAGAGGAAUGCAGGUUGGCAGGAGAAGGUGUGGGACCAGUAAACAUCUCUGUUGUGAGCUCAAGCUAUGGCAACAGCAGUGGAUCUUCUCAUGGGUAUGGAGGUGGAAGUGGUUUCGGAGGUGGAAGUGGAUUUGGAGGUGGUUCCGGAAUAGGAUAUGGUUCUGGUUCUGGACAAGGGAUUGGCGGAGGAUACAGUACAGGGGGUGGAAGCUUCAGCUCAAACAGUGGAAAAUAUGGAUCUGGGGGUGGCAGCUCAAGUGUAAAAAUUGUAUCAAAAACCUCUACAAGUUCCAGGAGGUAUUAAAGUUCCAAACCCAUUGUUGUGUAGUAACAGGUGUAUCAAACCCAUUGGCAACAUUAAAGAUGUAAUCAUGUGGUUUUAAAAACAAAACCUAUGUGCUUUAUUUUAAGAAGUUACAUUGUUGAAGUUAGCUAGGCGAACUCAUGUUUUUGUAUAUUACUAACAGCUCUAGAAUGUCAAAUGGUUCAAGAGAACCUUGAUAUUUGCCACUCUAGAAAUAACCGCAGCCUUACUAUAUCAGAUAUGUAAUCUGACGCAGCCAACAUAAUGCUUAUUGAAAAAUAUAUAAUGUGUUUUUUGUUUUUUUUUUGUGUUUGGCACAUGGGCUGAAUUGUUUUCUGUUUCUAUAAAAGAAGAUUCAAUUUAGCUGUUGCUUAAUUGUUUUUUUCUAUCAAACAUCUCUCUUAUCUUAUUCAUCAAUAAACUGCAAUCAUUCUCAAAUUA
Pelobates fuscus (common spadefoot toad) is the source of this 2196-nucleotide messenger RNA. Its product is annotated as keratin, type II cytoskeletal 5-like. NCBI's taxonomy places the organism in Eukaryota, Metazoa, Chordata, Amphibia, Anura, Pelobatidae. Gene Ontology annotation, molecular function: structural constituent of skin epidermis. The record is from RefSeq and is a predicted model, not a curated record. Gene Ontology annotation, cellular component: keratin filament. The transcript has 9 exons. The coding region runs from base 64 to 1755 and encodes 563 amino acids. Gene Ontology annotation, biological process: intermediate filament organization; keratinization.